Molecule: messenger RNA, 3879 nt
Organism: Rotaria socialis
Lineage: Eukaryota; Metazoa; Rotifera; Eurotatoria; Philodinida; Philodinidae
Source: the annotation of a GenBank genome assembly
AUGGCUACCAUCGAUACGGAAAAUCGACGAGAAAUUGCUCGUUUACCAACUCGACCAAUUUCUCUUGAAGAUCGUUAUGAUCCACCGGCUAAUUUUCUUGAAAUUGAAGUUCUCAAUCCUGAAACACAUGGCUUUGCUGGAAAACGGUACACUGAUUAUGAAGUUCGAAUGAAAACAAAUUUGCCAGUAUUUCGUCUAAAGGAAUGUUCUGUACGUCGUCGCUACUCAGAUUUUGAAUGGUUACGUAAAGAACUUGAACGUGAUAGUAAAAUUGUUGUUCCACCAUUACCAUCCAAAGCAUGGAAACGACAAGUGCCUGCAUUUCUUCGUCGUGACGAUGGUAUUUUUGAAGAUGAAUUCAUUGAUGAACGACGUAAAGGACUUGAACAAUUUGUGAAUAAAGUUGCUGGUCAUCCAUUAGCACAAAAUGAACGUUCUCUUCAUGUUUUCCUUCAAGAUUCAGCUAUUGAUCAUGAUAAAUAUGUUCCGGGCAAAAUGUCAGCGGGAGUACCACUUAAUGCUAGAACUUUAGCACAUUCACAUCAAAAUGAUCUUCAACGUAUUGCAAAUCCACAUCUGGAAGUUAAUGAACGACGUCUUCGUCCCAUUUAUGAUUACAUGGAAAUUCAUAACUACCGUAAAGCAUUAACAGAAAUCGAUCGCUUAUUGAAAAAACAGGCAAACUUUACUGCAUGUAAAGCUCUGAAAUGUCUUGUACUACUUAAACUUGAAAGACAUGAAGAUGCGCGUACAUUAGCCAACGAAUUAGAUGCGCUUGCUUCAGCUCCAUCACGCACUGCGCCACUUGGCGAUGCAUCUAAUGUUGAUGAAAAUGCAUUGACAUUUUUUUCUCAAUAUUAUAAAGAUUUACGGCAAUAUGACAAAGUUGUUUGGCUAUACGAAGCAGCAACGAAACGUGAUCCAACUAGUGAAGAAUGUUUAUGCUCACUAUUUAUGGCAUAUGUUCGCAUAAAGGAUUAUAAAAAUCAGGUAUUAACAGCACAAAAACUUUAUAAACUAACAAGAAAAAUUCCAUAUUAUAAUUGGGCUGUUAUAAGUGUGCUGUUGCAAAUAGAUGAAAAUUCUAAUCAAUUGAAACAAACACUUUAUAUUCCGAUGGCAACAAAAAUGCUUGAAAAAGAAUUCUUCGACAAAAAUCAACAACAAGCAAAGCCCUAUGGCGAAAUGGAAUGUUUGUUAUAUUUACAUUCCAUUGAAUUAAAAGAAGACUUUCCUAAAGCAUUAACAUUUCUAGAAAAACAUUUAGAUGCAUUGACAAAAUCACCUUCCAAUGAAUCCAUGUUACCAGCUUAUUUCUCACAUGAUAGAUUAUUAAUUUAUAAUUUUAAAUCAGGCAAUUUCGAUAAUGCUUAUCGUUUAGCAAAACAAUUUCUCACUGAAGAUGGUUACCUUUGGAAUUGGUAUGAAGUUUUAUUCGAUUCAUUUUUUAAAUUGGACAGUACAAAACAAGAAGAAUUAGCAAAGGAUUUUCACGAGUUCAUACUAACUGUUUCUACUGAAGCGAAUGAUUUGCGCAGUAUGCAUUUGGCUCGUAUUGAACUUGGUCUUCGGUGGCAACUUGCAAAACUGAAAAAUACUUCAAUAACAUUACCUUCAUUGGCUUUGAGUUAUCUAUCGGAUUCAUUCUUACAAGAGAUUAUUUCGUAUAUUGAGACUUAUUCAGUAAAAACUACUAGUUUAGUUAUGUUCGAUAUAUAUCGAUCAUUAGAAUACCUUUCACUUGAAGAUCUAACACGUCUUCAUAAACAUCUUAUUGAUCAGUUGACAUCGGAGACUUGUCAAAACAACGCACAAUAUUUAAUCAAUAUAUUCUAUUGCGCUCGAAUAUGUGGUGAUAUACAUAGUUCAUGGUUGUCAGAAAAUUAUCGUUCAUUAAUUCAACGGUUACUUGACGUAGCUAUUCAAUCGUCAACUCCAUCACAUCUUUCUAUUGAAUUACUUCUAUUAAUAGUUAACAUAAUGGACGAAACAAAUCAAUCAAAAACGGAAUUAUAUACAUUAUUAGAUCGUACCUACGAAAAAGAUACAACGAAUUUUGAUAUUAAAUUAUUUAUUUAUAAAAUGGCAGUAAACUUCAAUUGUGUAACAAUAAUGAAAGAUACAUUUGAACGUCUUGAAAUAAAAAACAUACAAUAUUAUUCACUUGGUUAUUUAUUAACAGAUCAUUAUUUACGUAUACAUACAAAUUAUCGUCAAAUACGAUAUUUUUUUAAUUAUUUAACUAACCUUUUACUCGUUUAUACUGAUGAUUCAUGGAGUCAAAUUAUGUUUUGUUACAAAUACGGAAAUUUCUUACGCAUUAAUGAAAUUCGUACAUUUUCGGAUUAUUAUCUUAGUUUCUCAAUUAUUUAUAUACAAUCAUUAAUAGGCUCGAUUAUAAUUGAUUUAAUUCAAAAUGGAGAUCGAUAUCAUUCUAUCGUUAAUCUAUUUAAACAUUCAUCGAAUCAAGGCUUAUUCGAACAUAGAGACAAAAAUAAUAAUUCAUUGCGUUCGUUAUUUUAUAAAAAUGCUAAUAGUGAUUUAUUUAAAAUUCAAGAUACUCGUGAUUUUGAUGUUUGGUCAAAAAUUGAUCAUCGUCGAUUACGUUUUGAUGCUGUUGAUGAUAAUACAAAAUCGAUUGAACGAAUAUCUUAUGCUGAUCGAAUUCUGGCCGAAAACGCUAGUCAAACUGCAUAUCAAUCACCAUCCUAUAAAGACUCAUUUCUUCGUCAAUAUCAAACUGCUGAUUUUCAACAGCGAACAAUACUCUGUUAUUUUCGUGCCAAUAUACUCAACUUGAUCCAUACAUUAUAUAUUGAUUCUACAACAACGUCCGCUAUUCGUAUGCCAGAUGAGCAAGUUUUGAAUGCAUUAAAAUUGAUACUCGAUGACUUUGACCAAUCGACGAAAUCUUUAAAACAUGUUGAAACUAUAACUCCAUGUGAAACAAAAACUAUCAUUGACCUAGAACUAUACAAAUCGAUUCCACCAUUUAUUCAAAUUUUACUCGAUGGAUUAACAUUCAAUAAAUCCGCAGAAGCAACAAUAACAUUAGCGAAUACAACAGUUCAUUUCAAUAAAAUCGAUCAUUCUAUAACCGAAAUUAUAAAGCAACUUGAAACAUCGUAUCAACUACUGUUGCAAGCAUUAGAAAAAACAUCGUUUCAAAAACGAUGCCAAGCAACACCGGAAAAUGCUACUGAUGAUAAUUUAUGUUUUCUCAAUGAUCUAUCUGGCAAACAAUCACCGCUUGAAUAUUAUUCUGUUUAUACAGAAUUUAUAUCGUAUAUUUAUAGUUUAUAUUUAUCAAUAAAAUCAAUUUUAGCUACUCUAUUUAAUAAAACAUCGUUAUUGGCUGAUAGCAGUGAAAAUAGUGGUAAUAAUCGUUCGGCAAAUACGAAAAAGUCAAAAAAGAAAGCAAACGAGCAACAACCAGCACCAACUGUUGCUAAUGAGAAUGAAAAUGAAUUAAAACUCUGGAAUCAAUUGCAAAAAAUCGAAUCUUUAUUCAAUGAACAAUGGACAAAUAUUACAGAAAAUAUUCAAAAAUAUGAAACAUUUGUUCGAUCUCAAGGAAAAUUAGCCGAUCAUGAAUGUGAUCGACUUGAAAAAGAUCUCGGCGGAACCGUAGAAAAGCAAUCUAGCAAACAAACAGUCAAAUCCGAUGAAAUCAACAAUAAUGACUCAUCAUCAACAGCAACAAAAAAGAAUGAUGAUGAUAAUCAAUCUUCGAAUUCAUUUUUCGAAUUAGGAAAAAGUCUUAUGAGUCCAUCAACUGUCCAUACAUUUGCCAUAAGUUAUCUUGAAUCUUUAAUGCAGAUACGAAUAUGUCUCCGAAGUAAACAAAAAACACUUGGCCUUCGUCCAACAUCGGCAUAA